Messenger RNA from Eimeria tenella, 279 nucleotides. RefSeq lists its product as uncharacterized. The record is from RefSeq and is a predicted model, not a curated record. The coding region runs from base 1 to 279 and encodes 92 amino acids. The transcript has a single exon. NCBI's taxonomy places the organism in Eukaryota, Apicomplexa, Conoidasida, Eucoccidiorida, Eimeriidae.
AUGCCUGCGGAGGGGGGCCCCCCUGAAGAGGGGGCCCCUGGGGGACUUUUUGGCGAGCAAGAGGGCCCCCCGGGGGCCCCGCCGUCUCCCCCCGGGGAGCUGGAGGCGCAAGAGGGUACUGCUGGGGGGGCUCCUACCCGGGUCCUGGUGGGGGCCCCCGAAGACAUGGAAGUGGGGCCUCCGGGGGGCCCCGGACACGGCGCACCUAGCAGCCAGCAGCAGCAAGAGACAAGUGCCACGGGAGCUGAGGGCCCAGAAGAAGGCCUGGGGUCUUUGUGA